CACUUGUGUUGAGGAGGGGCGGGAGGGGAGAAAGAAGACCGAGAAGAAGCAGAGGAUAUCUCUUCCAUAAUGCCGUUGUUUUUCAAAAAGAGGAAACCCAGUGACGAGUCCAAGAGACGUCUUGAGUAUCAGCUGUGUCUGUCCAAGGAGGCCGGUGCGGAUGAUAUUCUGGACAUCUCAGGGUGUGAGCUUUCCGAGGUCCCAUCCUGUGUCUUUUCCAUCAGCAAAGUGCUGCAGAAAAAGGUCCUCAUUCUUCAUGGUAAUGAGCUGAAGACUUUCCUGCCAAAGGGAUCUGACAUCUGCAGUCUUAUGACGCUAAAGGUGCUGGAUCUGCAUGAGAACAAGCUCACCUCACUUCCAGACGAUAUCGGAAAGCUCCGAUCCCUUCAGGUUUUAAAUGUGGAGAAAAACCAGAUUAAAACUCUUCCAGAAUCCAUCGGAGAUCUACAACAUCUACAGACGCUCAAUGUCAAAGGUAACUGUCUCAAAGAAUUGCCAGAAUCAGUGGGAUCCAUGAGGAGCUUACGAACCCUGGACAUAAGUGACAAUGAAAUUCGUCAGCUCCCUAAAAACCUGGGCAAAAUUAAAACACUUGAGAGCUUAACGCUUGACGCUACCAUGAUGUCAUAUCCUCCGGCGUCUGUGUGUACUGGUGGUACGGAGACGGUGCAGCAAUUCCUCUGCGACGAACUGGGGGAGGAAUACUGCCCUCCGUCACAGUACCUGUUGCCGGUGUUGGAGAACGACUGCUGCAAGUCUAACGAGGAUGCAGUCGACAGCACCGAACUGGUCUGGCAGACUAAAUUCAAUGACUAUGCGAAGAGAAAGGAGCAGAAGCAGCAGGAGAAGCUGGCCUUUGAGCGACAGCUGGACGAGCGGCAGAAGGAGCACACGCAUCUCCUGUUCAUGAACAACUCCCACAAAGAGGACGUGCUCAAUUCAGUCAAACUGGAGCGCGAGCGUCUGGACCAGGGCCUGUCCCAGCAGCAGAGGGCUCUGGAGGCCGACAGGGUACUGAUCCUGGCCCGGGUGCGGAAGGCGGAGGAGGACGUCUCAAGCCGUGUGAGCAGCAUGCUAAUGGACAACACCAGACAAAAGAAGAGUUCAGAGUUUCUUCAGGCAUUGGAGGAAGAACGAAUUCGUAUGGAGCAUCUGACUGCCAUCACACAGGAUGAAGCUAAUUCUCUCAGGAAGAAAGAAGUGGCCACGGCCAUGCAGAAGAUGCUACUGGACAGCUAUUCCAUGAACCACCUGCAGGCGUUGAGUGACCAUCGCAGGAAGAAUAUGGUGUCAGAGGCCUACAGGAGCAUGGAGAGUUUAGAUAGGAGGUUUGAUCAGGUGCUCUCUCUGCAAUUGCUGGACAAGUCCAAAGCCAUCAGCCAGAUCCUUCAAGAGGAGGAGAUGCAGAAGGCAGCCUUCGAGGCCCUGCAGCUGCAGAAGGACAGUGUGCACGGCUACAUCCGCAGUCAGAUCAAACUCAUAGAGGGCGAGUUAAUGCAACUCACUAAUCUGGAGGUUAAGAGACGGAACCUGGACACUGAGAACCUGCAGGUGGUCCUGGGGGACCAGCGUACUGCUCUUAGUGACCUGCUCCAACAGCUGCUGAAGCAGAAGGACCAGAGAGAGCAGGAGCUGCGCCAAGUUCUGGUGGAGAUGGAACUCAAGUCAGAGUCCAACCAGCAGAACUACUGGAUGAUCCAGUACCAGAGGCUGCUGGAUGCUAAGCCACUGUCACUGCGCAUGCAGGAAGCUGGCCUGGAGAAGGAGCUGGUGAACCUGCUGUGUAAGCUGUCUGCUCAGCACCACAUGCCCACCCUGGCUCACCACAGAGUCACAACCAAGACCCUCCGCCACAUGAGCGCGUCUGACCUCCGCAAGCUCGGAGUCACUGAAGUCGGCGUCCAGAAAGCUCUGCUGGACUGGGCCAAGAAACACUCCCACGGUUCUCCUGCAGGAGCCUCUAAGGCCGUCUGUCAGCAGGAGGAGGAGACGGUGGGGGCGGAGGCCGUGACACCGUCAGCACCUCUCUUCCCGGACUCCCCUCUCCGGAGCGAGGUGGCUGCUGCGUACCCUAGCCCCCCCCACACCCCCGUCACCCCGUCUGCCUCCGGCAGCAUGGACCCGGGCAGCUCCGAGUGUGUGGUCUGCAUGGAGAGGGGGUCUCAGGUCAUCUUCCUGCCCUGCGGCCACGUGUGCUGCUGCCUGGUGUGCAACGACGCCCUGCUCAACUGCCCCCUGUGCCGCAGCAACAUCGCCCAGCGCGUGCGCCUCUUCCAGGGCUAGGGACCCCCCCCCCCCGACCGGCUCGCCCCUCCCUCCACCCGUCACACACCGCACACAGCGGCCAGCGCAUGUUAAAAGCAACCUGCUGUAGUUCACAUGUACAGCGGACUUCGAGGAAAAGGCUUUUUAUGCAAAUGUAAUCCAAUUGGUCGAGGCACUUUUAUUAUCACCGUAACUUUAGAGCUGGAGUCGAUUUUUUUAUGUCGUUUUUUGUUGAAAAUAUUUAUAAAGGUCUGGUGCUGUAAACCACAUGCAGGAAAUCAAACAUGUAUUAUGUUGACAAAUGCUUUUGAAAUGGUCGAAAUACAUUUUAACAUGCCCCCAGGGGGUUCAUGUCAUGCAAGGUUUAUCGGUUACUGUAUCGUGUCUCGACGUGGCUGCAUACAGGAUCUGUGCCUUUUACUUGUAAAUGUCUUGAGAAAAAAAAUCUCAGUAAGUUCUAAUAUAAUAUCCAAUAUAUCAAUCACCUCAUGUCUUAGAGUAGGAUUGCUGUCUGUCCACCAGUCUUUGUCUUUAAGUGCACCACCAACCUUCUGCUCUACUAUUACGACUGUCUCUCUCAGCUAAGUGCUAUGACGUUAUUCUGGCGCUCCGCCUGUAUACCAAAGGCCCCUCAGCUCUAACUGACAUCUGUCCAUCAUCGUCAAUCAGAAUGAGAGAUUAACAUAUUCAUAAGGAUGGCUCUCCGUUUUCCACAGUCUGUUUUUGUGUGAAAAUGUUUCAAUAUGUCUGAGAUUCUCCUUGGUCUCCUAUUCUUAGCGCUCUGUCUUCAUGCAAUUUAUUUUUUGAUGAAUGCCAUGCAUGCCAUAUGGACUAACACAGGAUUCAACCAUUUUAUCUAUAGUUAUAGAUAGCCUAAUUAUCUAUAGUUCUAGAUAACAUGAUGGUAAAUACAGCUGGUGUAUACCUUCAUUCAAGUGCUCUUACUAAAAUCUUAUACCUAGCCUGUUUCAAGUCCUCAGAUAUCAAUAUAUUGUCAAGAGUGUAUAAAGUGUAAAAUAUCACAUAAAUGUACGGUAAAUUAAUCAAAGUUGA
Messenger RNA from Gadus morhua (Atlantic cod), 3318 nucleotides. RefSeq names its product leucine rich repeat and sterile alpha motif containing 1 (gene lrsam1). Gene Ontology annotation, molecular function: protein binding. The coding region runs from base 70 to 2283 and encodes 737 amino acids. The record is from RefSeq and is a predicted model, not a curated record. Gene Ontology annotation, cellular component: cytoplasm. The transcript is spliced from 24 exons. NCBI's taxonomy places the organism in Eukaryota, Metazoa, Chordata, Actinopteri, Gadiformes, Gadidae.